AUGGGUCUGUUCGACAAGCUCCAAGCAAAAAUCGAACUGUACCGCCUAGAGCAGAAGUACGCCCGUCGCAAGAACAAGACCAGCUAUACCACGGGCGCUCAAUAUGUGGAUGGCGAAUACAUCUACUCGGAUCAAUCCAGUCCCACGGUGUCGGCCAACUCGACGGGAGGAUCACACCGAUCGAAGAGACAGACUGUGCUGUGGACGCCGACUCAGCAUCGGAGAUGA
Capronia epimyces CBS 606.96 is the source of this 228-nucleotide messenger RNA. RefSeq lists its product as uncharacterized. Lineage: Eukaryota; Fungi; Ascomycota; Eurotiomycetes; Chaetothyriales; Herpotrichiellaceae. The transcript is spliced from 2 exons. The record is from RefSeq and is a predicted model, not a curated record. Bases 1 to 228 code for a protein of 75 amino acids.